Durio zibethinus is the source of this 3896-nucleotide messenger RNA. RefSeq names its product NAD kinase 2 (gene NADK2). The record is from RefSeq and is a predicted model, not a curated record. Gene Ontology annotation, molecular function: NAD+ kinase activity. Lineage: Eukaryota; Viridiplantae; Streptophyta; Magnoliopsida; Malvales; Malvaceae. Gene Ontology annotation, biological process: NADP+ biosynthetic process; NAD+ metabolic process.
GUAAUUUUUGUUAAAAAUAACAUUUAUGUUUUGGUAGAAGCAAUCAAAUCUCUAAUCAUAUUCGGAGAUUUACAAUUUUUAUUUCUAAAAAAAUGGCUAUAGAAUUUGAUUGGGGGAAAAGAAAAUUCAUAAUUUUCUAUUGGUCAUAGAAAACCAAGAAAAUAAAAAUUGCAGGCUAGCCCCUACAAAACCUAAAUACAUCAAUUCAAAAGGAAAUAGACAAAUUUCCAAAUCACAGAAAAAAAAAAUAAAACAAGAAAGCACCAGAACCACAACAAGGGCCAAUAGUAGCAAUCCAAAAAUCCAAAAUCUCGACGUUUUGCUUUUCGGUAUUAUCCACAACUAUUUAAUUUUUUUCUCAUCAUGAUCAUCUACACACACAAAUACUAAUAAAUAGUUCCCAACUUAAAAAAAAAAAAAAAAAAAACACACCCAGAAACAAAUAUUAGAACUUUCCCGUAUGGUGGAAUGUUUCUACGUGUGCCACGUGCCUAUCGUCGACAUGAAGAGGUUAUCUCCGGUGGCCGGACUGUCAUCACCCCUCAAGUUCGAUAGAGAGAGCAAGGUGUUCGGGUUUGGGAUUGGGUUCGGGUUGAAACGGAAAGUGGUGCUAAGGAAGAGGCUGAAGCUUGUAGUGAACGCUGAGUUAUCCGAGUCUUUCUCUGUCAAUCUGGGUUUGGACUCUCAGAAGACCAUCCAGUCAAAUGAUGCAUCACAGUUAUGGUGGAUUGGUCCAGUUCCUGGGGAUAUUGCUGAAGUUGAGGCUUAUUGUAGAAUUUUUAGAGCAGCUGAAAGGCUCCAUGCUGCUUUGAUGGACACUUUAUGCAAUCCAUUGACAGGCGAAUGUAGUGUUUCAUAUGAUUUUACACCAGAGGAAAAACCAUUAGUAGAGGAUAAGAUUGUGUCUGUGCUUGGUUGGAUGCUAUCUCUUUUGAAUAAAGGAAGAGAAGAUGUUCUUUCUGGAAGAGUCUCAAUUAUGAAUACUUUUCGUGUGCCAGAUAUAAGUGUGAUGGAGGAUAACCUUCCACCACUUGCUCUUUUCAGGAGUGAGAUGAAGAGGUGCUGUGAGAGCUUACAUGUUGCUCUCGAGAACUAUUUGACACCUGACGAUUGUCGAAGCCUUCAUGUCUGGAGGAAGUUGCAAAGGUUGAAGAAUGCUUGUUAUGAUUUGGGUUUUCCACGCAAGGACGACCACCCGUGCCAUACAUUGUUUGCAAACUGGCAACCUGUUUGUUUGUCCUCCUCUAAAGAAGAGAUAGAGUCAAAAGAUUGUGAGAUAGCAUUUUGGAGGGGUGGUCAAGUAACAGACGAAGGUUUGAAGUGGUUGAUUGACAGAGGAUUCAAAACUAUUGUUGAUCUAAGAGCUGAGACUGUUAGGGAUAACUUUUAUCAAGCAGCCAUGGAUGAUGCUAUUUUUUGUGGGAAAGUUGAAUUUGUAAAAAUUCCAGUUGAGGUUAGAACUGCACCUUCAAUGGAGCAGGUUGAGAAGUUUGCAUCUUUGGUUUCAGAUUGCAACAAAAAGCCCAUUUAUCUACAUGGUAAGGAAGGAGUACGGAGAACUUCCGCAAUGGUCUCUAGAUGGCAGCAGUACAUGACUCGCUUUUCAUCUCAGUUUGUCUCAAAUCAGUCAGUGAGUCCCAGUGAUAAAUUGUCACAAGAUGCAGAUGGACCAGGAGAGCUUCUGGCAUCUUCCAGUACAGAAGAAAAGCUCAAGUUACAAGAGACAAAUGAGUUAUUGCAAGAGAGUUUGAAUGUGAUUCACAGUUUGAAUGGAGCGUAUCAUGAAGAAGUCUUCUCAGACAGUGAUAAAGAUCACAGAAUUUUUGGGGCCAAAAAUGACCUUAUUUCUAGCCAAGUUACAACUUCUGGGGAUGCAGUUGAUAAUGUGGAAGGAGCUAUGACUAACAUCUAUGAGAACACUGAUCCUCUAAAGGCUCAGAUUCCUCCUUGCAAUGUUUUCUCCAGAAAAGAAAUGUCCAGGUUUUUGAGGAGUAAAAAGAUCUCUCCUCCAAUGUAUUUCAGUCAUCAGCUCAAAAGAUUGGAAACCCUGCCUGUUUCAAGACGGACUUCUAUUAGAGCAACAUGGGAAAGUGAGGUGUUUCAUGCUAAUACUAAAUCACAGCUUGCGGAGACAGGAAGUUCCAACAAAUUGCUUAGUGCUAAAAAUCAAUCUCAAGAGCGUAAGAGCACUGCUGCUGGCAGUGGGAAGUACAUGAAUGGGGCUAGUUAUGCUUCCAGUAGCCCAAAUGUUAAUGGAUUUCUUGAAGGGGAAAGGUACUCCAUGACUGAAACCAAAGUCACAACUUUAGAUGGGAAUUUUAAUGAGCACAAUACAUCUACCUCUUCUUGCAAGAGCCAGAAGAGCAAUGGAAAGGCCUCCUCAUAUUUAAGUGAUGAUGAAUUGGGGUCAAUUGAGGGAGAUAUGUGUGCUUCUGCGACUGGUGUGGUAAGAGUGCAGUCAAGAAAGAAAGCAGAGAUGUUUUUGGUGCGGACAGAUGGGUUCUCUUGUACAAGGGAAAAGGUGACUGAAUCCUCCUUGGCCUUCACUCAUCCUAGCACCCAGCAACAGAUGCUUAUGUGGAAAUCUACACCAAAAACUGUAUUACUGUUAAAGAAGCUGGGGCCUGAACUAAUGGAAGAAGCUAAAGAGGUUGCUUCUUUCUUGUAUUAUCAAGAGAAAAUGAAUGUCCUCGUUGAACCUGACGUCCAUGACAUAUUUGCUAGAAUCCCUGGGUUUGGAUUUGUUCAAACCUUUUAUAGUCAAGAUACCAGUGAUCUCCAUGAGAGGGUUGAUUUUGUGGCAUGCUUGGGUGGAGAUGGAGUUAUAUUGCAUGCAUCAAAUUUAUUUAGAGGUGCUGUACCACCUGUUGUGUCAUUUAAUCUUGGAUCUCUUGGAUUUCUCACUUCCCACACUUUUGAAGACUGCAGGCAAGACUUGAAACAGGUCAUUCAUGGUAAUAACACAGCAGAUGGUGUUUACAUAACUCUUAGAAUGCGCCUAAGGUGUGAAAUUUUUCGAAAUGGUAAAGCGGUUCCAGGAAAAGUAUUUGAUGUCCUAAAUGAGGUCGUUGUUGAUCGGGGUUCUAAUCCAUACCUUUCUAAGAUUGAAUGUUAUGAACAUGACCGGCUUAUAACAAAGGUGCAAGGUGAUGGAGUCAUAGUAGCCACACCUACUGGGAGUACUGCUUACUCUACAGCUGCCGGAGGUUCCAUGGUUCAUCCGAAUGUUCCUUGCAUGCUUUUUACACCUAUCUGCCCGCAUUCCCUCUCAUUUAGACCAGUUAUACUUCCAGAUUCUGCAAGGCUUGAAUUGAAGAUUCCUGACGAUGCUCGGAGUAAUGCCUGGGUUUCUUUUGAUGGGAAGAGAAGGCAACAACUCUCACGAGGACAUUCUGUCAGAAUAUCUAUGAGCGAGCACCCCCUUCCAACCGUCAAUAAAUCUGACCAAACAGGUGAUUGGUUCCACAGCUUGAUUCGCUGCCUGAACUGGAAUGAGAGAUUGGAUCAAAAAGCCCUGUAAGGCUUCUGACAUUGGGUAGGAAGUUUCUUCAUCUUCAUGGAAAUUGCUGUACAGAUAUAAAUUGGAAAGAGUGAAAAAAGUUUAAUAUACUAAUAGUUAAUGUUGUUCAUUACCAACAUAGGCUUUCCCAUGAAAAUAGAGUUAGUCAAUUUUUACCCGUGAAUUUUACAAAUACUCAGUUACGAUACUUACCUCACGAAUUUGAAAUUUAGCAUCGAAUGUGCUGUAUCGAAGUCGUAAUUAGUCCUUAAAUGAUCAAUUACUUGUAAAUCUUUCUGGUAGUUUUUGGUACAGAUUUUAGUUAUAGAGGAUGGUUCCUAUGGCGAUCUAAUUUUAUUCGGAUAAAUUGGCCAUGUUGAUUUCGAUUUUAAGUUAG